Messenger RNA from Antechinus flavipes (yellow-footed antechinus), 4040 nucleotides. RefSeq names its product zinc finger protein 260-like. The transcript is spliced from 6 exons. The record is from RefSeq and is a predicted model, not a curated record. Gene Ontology annotation, molecular function: DNA-binding transcription repressor activity, RNA polymerase II-specific. NCBI's taxonomy places the organism in Eukaryota, Metazoa, Chordata, Mammalia, Dasyuromorphia, Dasyuridae. The coding region runs from base 488 to 2800 and encodes 770 amino acids. Gene Ontology annotation, biological process: negative regulation of transcription by RNA polymerase II.
AGGAAGCAGGAAGUCUCGGGGCUGAGCUCCUUCUCUCGCAUCCACUUCAGAACUCUCUCCUCUCUCCGAGCUGGGUCCCUUUGUCUUCUGGAAGCCAGCCCUGUGCUUGCAGCGCCAGCUAGGUCUGAGCCCACAUCCCCCGGAGGCUUCUGUUCCCUGCUCUUGCCAUUGGGUCUCACUCUCCUGACGUCGUGGUGAGUGUCCUCCGGGUCUAGGAGCCUCCCUUUCUGCCAAGGCUUCCUCUUGAUGAGCUCCUCGGGCUUCAGACUCCCACCCCCUUGCACAGCUUGCUGGCUCACCCUGCCCGGAUCUGCCUUUCAGACUGUGUCCGGAGGGAUCCAGGAACGCAGAUUUCAGCCUCCUGCUCAGGGCCCGGCGUCCUGUCUCCCCGUCCCCCCCCCUUGCUCUGAGAUGCAGAUGUCCUCCUUCAGACCCAACCCUCUUUAAGGGUCCUUGAGUCCCGGCUUCCCACCAUCGAGACCUCGCCAUGGACACAGUGACCAAAGCUCUUUCCUGCUCCCCUGUGACUGAACCCGGGGCUCUUGGGCUGGUUCCCUAUCAAACCCAGGUACUACCUUCGCUUCCCAGACCUCUUGCUUCUCUGGCCCCUCUUCUUUCAGAGCCCUCGGGGCUGGAUCCCACGUUGGAUUUUGUCUUCCUGUCUCAGGCUUACCCUGCUCAUUUCCUGGGUAGCCUGGAGCCAGAGGGAAUGUGUCCUGGAAGCCUCAGGCCUCUUCCUCAGGAGUUGGUGACAUUCAGGGAUGUGGCUGUGGACUUUACCCAGGAGGAAUGGGGCCUCUUGGACGAUCCUCAGAAGAAGCUGUACAAGGACGUCAUGUUAGAGAAUGCCUGGAACCUGCUCUCCCUGGGGCUUCUAGGUCCCAGCGAAUAUGUGAUCUCUUAUUUUAAGCAAAGAAAAUCACAAUGGAUGCUGGACCAGGAAGUCCUGAGGAGCUGCUUUCCAGAAAAAGAAAUCAGACUUGAAAUGAUGGAAAAUACUCCAGAGCUAAAUCUUCCUGUAGUAGAAACUCACAAGCCAAGAUUCAUCAGUGAUGGUCCUGCUAACUUCUCUUGGAAAGAUAUAUGUAAUACACUUGAGAAAAUCCACAGUAGAGAGAAAUCUUAUGAGCAAAAUCAAAGUGGAAAAGUUUUCACAGAAGAGUGGGCUCUUACUGGACAUGAGAGAAUCCACAGUACAGAGAAACCUAUUGAAUGUAACCAAUAUGGAAAGUCUUUCAAAUGUAAAAAUAGUUUUCGUCUUCAUCAUAAAAUCCAUGCUGCAGAGAAACCUUAUGAAUGUAACCAAUGUGGAAAGGCUUUUGGAGACAAGAGAGUUCUUACUGUACAUCAGAGAAUCCACACUGGAGAGAAACCUUAUAAAUGUAAGCAAUGUGGAAAAGCUUUUCUACACAAGAUAUCUCUUACUACACAUCACAGAAUCCACACUGGAGAGAAACCUUAUAAAUGUAACCAAUGUGGAAAGGCUUUUACACAACGUGGAGAUAUUAUCAGACAUCAUAGAAUCCAUACUGGAGAGAAACCUUAUAAAUGUAACCAAUGUGGAAAGGCUUUUAAACAUAAGGUAUCUCUUAUCGCACAUCAGAGAAUCCACACUGGAGAGAAACCUUAUGGAUGUAACCAAUGUGGAAAGGCUUUCAUAAAAAAGGCAACUCUUACUGCACAUCAGAGAAUCCACACUGGAGAAAAACCUUAUGAAUGUAACCAAUGUGGAAAGGCUUUUAUAUAUAAGGUGUCUUUUAUUGUACAUCAGAGAAUCCACACUGGAGAGAAACCUUAUGAAUGUAGCCAAUGUGGAAAGGCAUUUGCACAUCUGAUCUCUCUUAUUGAACAUCAGAGAAUCCACACGGGAGAGAAACCAUAUGAAUGUAACCAAUGUGGAAAGGGUUUCAUAAAAAAGACACAUCUAACUGCACAUCAGAGAAUCCACACUGGAGAGAAACCUUAUAAAUGUAACCAAUGUGAAAAGUCUUUUACAGCAAGUAGAGGUCUUAAUAGACAUCAGAUAAUCCAUACAGCAGAGAAACCUUAUGAAUGUAAUCAAUGUGAAAAGGCUUUUACAUAUAAGGUAUCUCUUACUAUACAUCAGAGAAUCCACACUGGAGAGAGACCUCAUGAAUGUAACCAAUGUGGAAAAGCUUUUAAACAGAAGGGAUCUCUUACUGCGCAUCAAAGAAUCCACACUGGAGAGAAACCUUAUGAGUGUAACCAGUGUCAAAAGGCUUUUAGAGACAAGGGAGCUCUUACUGCACAUCAAAGAAUCCACACUGGAGAGAAACCUUAUGAGUGUAACUACUGUGGAAAAGCUUUUACACAUAAGGCAUCUUUUACUGUACAUCAGAAGAUCCACACUGGAGAGAAACCUUAUAAAUGUAAGCAAUGUGAAAAGGCUUUUAUACUUAAGACAUCUCUUACUGCACAUCAGAGAAUCCACACUGGAGAGAAACCUUAUGAGUGUAACCAGUGUGGAAAAGCUUUUAUACAUAAGGUAUCUCUUACUGUACAUCAGAAAACCCACUCUGGAGAGAAACCUUAUAAAUGUAACCAGUGUGAAAAGGCUUAUAUACAUAAGUCAUCUCUUACUACACAUCAGAGAAUCCACACUGGAGAGAAACCUUAUGAGUGUAACCAGUGUCAAAAGGCUUUUAGAGACAAGGGAGCUCUUGCUGGACAUCAGAGAAUCCACACUGGAGAGAAACCUUAUGAGUGUAACCAAUGUGGAAAAGCUUUUACACAUAAGGUAUCUCUUACUGUACAUCAGAGAAACCACACUGGAGAGUAACCUUAUGAGUGUAACCAAUGUGGAAAGGCUUUUACACAUAAGGUAUCUCUUACUGCACGUCAGAGAAUCCACACUGAAGAGAAACCUUAUUAGUGUAGCCAGUGUCAAAAGGCUUUUAGAGACAAGGGAGCUCUUACUAUACAUCAGAGAAUCUACACUGGACAGAAACCUCAUAAAUGUAACCAAUGUGGAAAAGCUUUUAUAUAUAAGAUCUCUCUUAGUGAACAUCAGAGGAUCCACACUGGAGAGAAACCUUAUAAAUGUAACCAAUAUAGAAAGGGUUUUAUAUAAAAAAGAGGAUUCUUGCCAAAUCUCUGAAGAAAGGUAAAAGCAUGAAAAUAAGGACAAUGACAUGGUACAGAACAUUGGGAUAAGAGGUGCUUGUGCUGAUGCCUUCCAUACUUACCUGUCCUUAGCUAUAACACUACAUAGAGGGUGAGGAAGGAAAAAUAAAAGAUGACUAGGAAUAGCAAAUAGCUUCUUAGUCGUAUUGAAUCCUUUUUUUCUACUUCUUUUCACAUACUUGUAAGGCAGCAUGGUAUAAUGGAAUGUCCCUACAAAAUGGACAAAUGGAAGACUUGGGUUGAUAUUCUAGCACUGUUCUUUCUUAGAACUUCUUCAAGUAAACAAACCUGAUACAUGUCAGGCCUUGACACAAAAACCAAAAGAAUUGCAAAGGGUGUGUCCCUUGCUCCCAUGGAGAUCACAGACUGGUGGGCCUGACAACACAAACCACCAGGUGGAAACCCACCUUGGACCAUAUAGUGCCUCACUAAAUCAAUAUUGUCUUGUUUUAUCCUUGUGAGAACCCAUUUUAUAGAGAAAUAACAAAUAAACAGAGACCUCUUGCUUGACUAUCAAGUUUCUGAGUUGAGGUUAAAACUCAGGUCUUCAUAUCUUAAGGCCUACUAGUCUAUCUACUGCAAUAUUGUCUGAAUUCUGAUUUAGUAACAGAAUAUUAUAAAAGUGUUGCCAUAUAUGGGAGGUAAAAACUAGAAGAAAAAUUGGACAAACUCCCACUUAGAGAUAUAAAUUCAUUCUUUUCAACUCUAACCAAGUAAAAGCUAAUUACUAUUAAACAGAUUUAUAUUUCUAUUGAUUCAUGACAUGUAUUGGAUUUAAUGACACAUGUACACAAGAGCAAUUGGAAAUAAUGCUUUGUGUUGUUGGGAUUUUUUUUCCUAUUUUUUCAUUGAUUUCUUUUACUUUUUUUUAAAUAAAGCUUUUUACUUGUAAAACA